AUGGCGGUGGCGAUUGCCACAGUGUUCGACCUUCCGGAGGAGACUUUUGCGCGGUGCACUCCCCUCGAUGCGGGGCCCUCCACGGGAGUCCAGCUCACUCUGGAGAGGCUGGAGGCAUUGGAGAUAGCAGAUCGCCGAACAGAUGCCGACGCCUCCGGCCUGACCUGCACCUCCUGUGGCCUGGGCAGGGCACAGGAGCCGGCCUUCCCAUCUGUGGAGUCCCAGCGGGAGCACUUCAGAGGGGACUGGCACCGCUUCAACCUGAAGCGCCGCCUGGCGUCCCUUCCCGCCUGCUCCGAGGCCGAUUUCGAGGCCCUGGUGGCACAGAGGGACGGCGCCGAGGUGGGCAGCUUGUCCGGCAGCGAGAGCAGUGACGACGAAGAUCACAAUGGCGGCGGGGAGGGCAAGGCACCAGACAGGGCGGACGGAGGUCCCAGCGCCAUCACGUCUGGAGCGCGCGGGCCCUACACCUGCUUCUGGGACCCGGGGGAGGAAGAGACGCUGGGUGUCUGGCGCAGCAUUGUCGGCGGGGCCAGGGAUGCGGCCCCCAGCGAGGAGGCGGCCUGGAGCACGCUGCGCACGCUGCGGACAAAGGGCGCCACCUGGGCAGUCAUCAUGCUGCGAGGCGGGCAUUUUGCGGCCUCGGUGCUCAGGCUGGUCCCCGCUCGCAUCGCCGACAAGCGGAUUGCGGACAAGUUUGACGUCGUGGGCAACACCUCGGCUCACCGCUACGUCACAAGGGCAAAGGCGGGCGGGAAGCAGUCGACCCAGGAUGCGACGGGCAAAUUUGCCAAGUCUGCCGGGUCGAGGCUGCGGCGGUACAAUGAGGCCGCCCUGGCAGAGGACGUGAAGAGCGCCCUCACCUCCUGGACGGCCUUGCUGGGCCAGUGUGAUCUCAUCCAUGUGCAAGCGCCAGGGUCAAACUGGAAGGACCUGAUGACGGCUGCACCGGCAGUGCUGAGCCCCAGCGACCCCAGGCUGAGGACCGUGCCUUUCACCACCCGGCGGCCGACGUUCUCCGAGAACAAGCGUGUCGCCAGGAUCCUCAUCUCAGUCUAUCGCAUGCCUGCCACCGGUCAGCCCAGCCAGCCUUCAGUUGAGGCGCCGGGGGGGGAAGCGGUGCGAGGAAAGCAGUCCGAGGCUGGGCCUGGAUCGCAGCCCGGUGCACCCCGCCCUGGAGUGUCAGCUGAGGUCAUCAGUGCAGCUGACCAGGGCCCUGCAGAACCUGAGGCGCCCAAGGGCCUGUCCAAGAAACAGAAGGCAAAGGCGCGGGCCGCGCGCAGUAAAGCCGCAGCCAAGGAGCAGGCAGCGAUGGGGGGUGAGUCCCAAGAAGAGGAGCCCGCGCCCAAAUCCUCCGAGCCUGUUGCGGACGAGGGUGACGUCCUAAGCCGAGCGGCGGCCCUGGCAGCCGCCACCGCCAGCGCAGCGCGCAAGGGGGCCGCCACUCCGGCGCGAAGCGGCCGACCUGCCACCCAGGCAAGGAGGGCCGAUGGUGGGAAGAAAGGAGGGAAGGUCAGCGCAGAGGACAUUGCGGCUCGGCGCGUGCGGCUGGCCGCCGCCGCCGAGGCACGCAUGGCGGCCCUGGCUUCCGCUUCGGCUGCACAGAAGCUGUGGUGA
Molecule: messenger RNA, 1617 nt
Organism: Auxenochlorella protothecoides
Lineage: Eukaryota; Viridiplantae; Chlorophyta; Trebouxiophyceae; Chlorellales; Chlorellaceae
Product: Ankyrin repeat and zinc finger domain-containing protein 1
Exons: 4
Coding region: 1-1617 (538 amino acids)
Source: RefSeq, a predicted model, not a curated record